Rubroshorea leprosula is the source of this 957-nucleotide messenger RNA. Lineage: Eukaryota; Viridiplantae; Streptophyta; Magnoliopsida; Malvales; Dipterocarpaceae. The record is from the annotation of a GenBank genome assembly.
GGUGAGGGUUAGAAGGUAGAGCAAGAAAACCUUAAGAAGCUUAAAGAAACCAGUAAGAUACAUCCUUCGAGAUGUAAGAAACAAAGAAAGAGUUAAGAAGGGCUUGGCAUGUUAGAAACAGAGAGAAAGAUCCAAAGGGGAGAGAGCAUAGAGGUAAAAUAUUUUGGGUCUAGAGUUCCAAAAAUAUUUUUCGGUCUGGGGGUUCCUAAUUUCCAUUCUCCACCAUGAGUUGAGUGAUUUGGGUAGUGGUUGUGUGUAGUUGAAGUAGCUUAAAGAUGCACUAUGUUGUUCAAAAUAAAAAAAUGCUUUAGAGAUAUACUAUAAUCUUUAAGAAAAACUAUGCAUAGGACCUAGCUACUAUAAAUUUUGAAAUGAAAAUAAUGAAACAAAUGCCACUUCUGAGAGAUAGAUUAGGUGGUGUUAAACUUGAUGUAAAAUGGUGUUAAUUUAACUGUGGUUAAAGGCAAGGUAAUUCUAUGGUUUGCUAACUGCUUGCUUUCUCCACAAAGUAUCAUAUAAAUGUCUUAGCAUUCUAUGAGUAAUUACAAAUGUAAAUCUUUUAUUUUUAAACUGGAAUAUGGAAAUAGUGUUAUAAUAGGUGAGAUUAGAAUGAUGAUAUGGCAUGGCGAAAAAAGGGGAAUAAUGAUAUGGCAUAAUGACACCAAAUGUUUUGAAGUUUCCUAUGUCAAACUAUUUACUAUUAAUUGAUUGUGCUGUGACUACUCUUGCCUCUUGCGGCUAUUUGGCAAGCAGGAAGCUAAUAUUGGACAAUUACAUGGCUCCUACUAUAUUGGGCAAUAAAAAGAAAUUUGAACUUCUAAUAAGUUCAUAUGUUUAUUGCAGAUAGUUUAUCACUACCAUAACAUUCAAGGAUCUCAUUACCUAUAUAGUUUUUAGUGUUUCAAUGAAAUCUUUUCUUUUAUUGUUUGGUGGGUAAAAUAUAUAAAUUUUGUAUCU